UCCAUCCCUCACGCCGCCUUCGCUUCUGCCGCCGCUUUUGUACACUUCCGGUAACCAUGAAGAUUCUCAGGCCGCCGCCGCCGAUUUUGUCGGGUCCUGACCUCUCCUACAUCUUGGACCGUACCGAUUUGUCGGUCGAUGAGAAGAUCGACAUGGUAUUGGAGGAACAUGGUCCUGUGGUUCUACCAUUCGACGGGUCGCACUUCGAAAAAAGAUGGGAGGGAUUUAAGGACGAGUUCAUGGACUCUGAGGACGAGGAUGAGGACGACGACGAAGACAAGGAGGCAGAGCAGGAGAUAGGGAAGGUGUUGGGUGAUGAAAAGGAACCAGGUAUCGUGAAACGCCCAUCACAGGCCCCUCUUGAAGGUGAGCCGGUAUGCAAAUGCCAAGAACAACACCACAAGGAGAAGAACCCCCUCAGUCUGGAGAAGCACAGAAUUCGAAAUCCCCUCUUCAUUGUGUCUAAUAUUAGGUUCUGGUGAUUUGUCCUGAGGGAAGAACAACUUAUUUUUGCUCAGAGUCAAGUUCAUAACUCCAGUCCUUUAUGAAGUGUGACCUAUCUUUUUUUUAAUCUUCAUUGCAUGAUAUGGUGUUUUUGUUUAUCUUAUCCCUGCAGUGUGUCUAAUAUUAGGUUCUGGUGAUUUGUCCUGAGGGAAGAACAACUUAUUUUUGCUCAGAGUCAAGUUCAUAACCCUCCUUUAUGAAGUGUGGCCUAUCUUUUUUUUUUUUUUAAUCUUCAUUGCAUGAUGUGGUGUUUUUGUUUAUCUUAUCCCUGCAGUGUGUCUAAUAUUAGGUUCUGGUGAAUUGUCCUGAGGCAAGAACAACUUAUUUUUGCCCAGAGUCAAUUGCUCAGAGUUCAAUUCUCAUGCAACUUAUGGCAUUUGUAAUAAUGUGUAUUAGCUUAUUACUGUUGCUUGACUGCUAACAUUGCAAAAAAUUCUCAUGAAACAAGAUUUGGCAGAUUUGUUCUUGAGUAUA
Molecule: messenger RNA, 978 nt
Organism: Phragmites australis (common reed)
Lineage: Eukaryota; Viridiplantae; Streptophyta; Magnoliopsida; Poales; Poaceae
Exons: 4
Coding region: 57-482 (141 amino acids)
Source: RefSeq, a predicted model, not a curated record